AUGGAAGAACAUAAAAAUGCACUUUAUCAAAUGCGUUUUCCUCAGAAAUUGUGGUAUUUGCUUAGUUUGCGUACUGAUGCAAUAUUAUGGGGUGGUACUGGUCGAACAAUUUUAUUAAAUUAUAGAAUUCUUUAUAACUAUCUUCAAUGCGAUGAUUCUAUUUUUAAAACAACAAAUAUAUCCAGUUUCGUUAGGCAACUUAACUUGUAUGGUUUUCGAAAAGUAACUUCGCAUCUACAAGAUCCACUAUGCAACUCAAGUAAUCCGUACAUGCAUGAAUAUAUUCACGACUUUUUCCAAUACGGAAGGCCAGAAUUACUAAAUAAGAUCACACGAAAAGCUUUGACUUUAAAACGAAGCUUCAAAAACAAGAACAUUUUCAGUACCGCUGACCAAAGUACAUUUCUUACUCCACUGCAAAAAGCACGACGGGCAUUACGACUUGCAUUAAAGAAAACUGCUCAAGAAUUAUAUAUUCAGAGUUCACCAAAACGAUUUUCCAAUAUUACACAUGAUUUUGAAGAUACACAAGAUGAUUUUUGUGAAGAAGAAAGUAUUUCCAUUGAUUGGCAAAUCCCCAAUAGCCAAAGCAAUGAAAUGCAGAAGGAACAAGACUGUACAGGUUAUUAUCCUUAUUCCAGUCCAUUCAUUCCAUUAUCCUUUUUCCUAUAUAUUAAUAUCCUUUGGACCUACCUACAGAAAAAGAUAAUCAAGAAAAUGAUUUUGUUAUUACUAGCAUAG
This is a messenger RNA of Parnassius mnemosyne (clouded apollo), 741 nucleotides long. NCBI's taxonomy places the organism in Eukaryota, Metazoa, Arthropoda, Insecta, Lepidoptera, Papilionidae. The record is from the annotation of a GenBank genome assembly.